This is a messenger RNA of Cadophora gregata, 1515 nucleotides long. RefSeq lists its product as uncharacterized. Gene Ontology annotation, molecular function: oxidoreductase activity, acting on NAD(P)H. The transcript is spliced from 2 exons. Lineage: Eukaryota; Fungi; Ascomycota; Leotiomycetes; Helotiales; Ploettnerulaceae. The record is from RefSeq and is a predicted model, not a curated record. Bases 78 to 1274 code for a protein of 398 amino acids.
CAAAUCCUAGACAGCUUGAAAAUCUUUGAAGCCCACACCGCGUUGAGCUGUCUCCAAGUGUGCUUAAUGCCAUUAUUAUGUCUAUGAUGAAAGCUCUUGUCGGUGCUGAAUCAGGAGGCUAUCAAUUUGUCGAAGAUGCCAAUAUACCAGUUCCUCACCAAGGCUCAAUACUUGUCCGCGUUCAUGCAGUCGCACUGAACCCAAGGGAUGCAAAGAUUAUUGACUUCUCUAAUGCUGCUGGAUGUACGUGUUGUCAGAGUUGCUCACCCCCCGGCAUAUCUUAUAAACUCGAAAUUUUCAAGUCCUCUUCAGACAAAAUUUCCAUGUCUCAAGACCUUGUAAUACAUGUUUUGAAGUAUGAUUAUGCUGACUUUGAGCUCUUCACAGCGGUUGGUGGUUGUGAUUUUGCCGGUACCGUCGAAAAAGUUGGGGAAAAAGUAACUCGCUUCAAGGAGGGUGAUCGAGUGCUUGCGGUAACUUUUGGCUCAGAUGUUUCAGACAAGACAAAAGGUGCUUUUGCUGAGUUCGCUUUGGCGGAAGAGGAUAUCAGUUGCCACAUUCCAGAGAGCUUCUCCUUUGCUCAGGCAUGUUCGAUUGGACUUUCGAUGGCUACAGCAGGACUGGCUCUUUUCCAACCUCCUGGAUUGGGACUAUCCAUGAAAAACGGCACGGGGGAAACUGUCCUUGUCUCUGGAGGUGCUACCGCUACAGGUACAAUGGCAACGCAGCUAUUGAAAAUAGCCGGCUAUGAGCCCAUAGUCACAUGCUCCCCGGCAAACAACACCCUUUGUGAAUCUUAUGGUGCUGCAGCUUGCUUUGACUAUAAUUCUCCCGCAUGUGGCGCUGACAUCCGUGUGCGGACCGACAAUAAAUUAAGAUACGUCUUGGAUUGUGUCACUGAUGCCACCACUAUGAAAAUGUGCUACGGCGCCAUUGGGUCUUCUGGAGGGAGCUAUAUUGCGCUUGAGGCAACCACUACUUCGGUCAAGUACACUCGGAGAGAUAUUCGCGCUGAUUGGUUCCUGGCUGAUGCCAUUAUGGGUGACGGAGUUCACAUGAAGGGAGCAUAUGGGCGUCCUCCGUCGCCUGAAGAUAGGCGUUUCGGUAAAACUUUAUUUUCAGAGGCUCAAAACUGGUUGCAAAAUGAUAUCAUCAAACCCCAUCCUCUGGAACUUCGAUCUGGUGGGUUGGCAAGCCUGCCCAAUGCUAUUGACGACUUGAAGCUUGGGAAGGUACGCGCCAGAAAGGUUGUCAUGGAAUUGCUGGCAAACUAGCUACGGGUCAAUGCGUGCGAUGUAAAAGUCAGAAUCUUAAUUGAGAUUAUGCGAAGACUCGUGGUCUAUUUCACAAGGCUGGGAAUGUAGCAGAAAUAUGAUGAUUACUCAGGCUUCAAGCAGGCACGCUACCUUACCUGUAUCCUCUCCUUGAGCCAGAACAUCCUAGUCCUAGGACUGAACAUGGUUGUCCUGAAUAUGAAGUAGCAACAGAUAGUUAAUGAACGCCGACGUUGUCCAG